AUGAUGGACUCUGGCUCUGAUAUUGUGCCAGCAGCAAUCACUGAAGACGUUCAAACUCGAUUAAACACCCUUAAUUACGCAUCUUCUCUGAUAAAUAGUAAUGAAGCUAAUCUUGAUAAGGCCCGUCAAGAUUACCAAUCCCUAUUGUCCGAAGCUACCCAAGUAUUGUCAACUUACUCGAAGAAGUUGAAGUCGAGCAUUGAAAAGUCACGGCCUUACUAUGAAAAUCAAGUAAAGAAGAAAAAGUUGUUAGAGGACUUGCAACAGAAUUCUGAGGCCUACAGUACUGUUUGGACGGAACACGACAAGGCGGUGUCUAUUUUGAAAUCCUACAGUAUUGACGUUGCCAAGUUUGUCGAUGGGGAUGAAUCAAAGCUGGAAGUGGUUAACAAUGCUGUGCAAAGGGUUAAUAAAACCAAAGUGGAACUAAAUGAUCUUAAAAAGAAACACAAGGAUAUCAUUUCUCAGUGCACCAUUAUUGAAGAAAACCUUCGUGUUUAUCGCAGCCGCAUGGGUAUGGCUAUUCGUAAGUCCCAACCCUACUUCGACAUGCAGGAUAUCUACAACCGAAAGAUGGCGGUACAGUGUCUGCAAAAAGUAGGGCUUUGGACUACCGGCAUGACCCAGGGGCCAGCCCACUCGGCGAAGGAUGCAAAACAGGUGAUUGACCGGCUGACUGUGGAGGUGAAGUCGGCGAAAUUGCUCUAUGCGCAGACCAUGAACAAUCUGGAGGCAAUCUCAAACCGCAUUCAUGAAUCCCGUCGUCUCGGUCACUGGCUCAAUUCACCUCUCACCUCUCCACGAACCCACGGUGUCGGCGCUGAGGUUUCCAACUCGUCCAGUGAGAGGGAGGAAGUAGCUGCGACUCCGACGAUGUUGGAGGCAGGGGGAACAGAGGAGGUCAGUGCUUCUCUCUCCCCUCCCAGCUCUCCACGUCACACGCCCCCUGGUCAGGCCGACACCGACACAGAGGCGGAUUCUGAAGUGGGAGGCGGGCCAGCAUUCUUUGGAUCGUCUUACGUUGCUACCCUUCGUAAAUCAGCGGGGAAUCCUUUGCUCUCUGACGUGGUUUCGGCUCUCCAUUCUUGCUCAAUGGGGCCUGCAAUGCAGACCACGCAGUCGAAGGAUGAACAGACGGAUUCGCUGGCGCUGACGGUCAGAUCCCAGCAUUCGCGUAGUCAAAGCCUCUGA
Messenger RNA from Echinococcus granulosus, 1191 nucleotides. Its product is annotated as SH3 domain-binding protein. Gene Ontology annotation, cellular component: cytoplasm. Gene Ontology annotation, biological process: intracellular signal transduction; negative regulation of protein tyrosine kinase activity. The transcript has 8 exons. Lineage: Eukaryota; Metazoa; Platyhelminthes; Cestoda; Cyclophyllidea; Taeniidae. Gene Ontology annotation, molecular function: protein kinase inhibitor activity. The coding region runs from base 1 to 1191 and encodes 396 amino acids. The record is from RefSeq and is a predicted model, not a curated record.